This is a messenger RNA of Ascochyta rabiei, 528 nucleotides long. RefSeq lists its product as uncharacterized. NCBI's taxonomy places the organism in Eukaryota, Fungi, Ascomycota, Dothideomycetes, Pleosporales, Didymellaceae. The transcript is spliced from 2 exons. The record is from RefSeq and is a predicted model, not a curated record. The coding region runs from base 1 to 528 and encodes 175 amino acids.
AUGGACACGGCACGGGUCAACGUCUCCAUCCUUGUGCAGCUCGUCUCGUGGCCCACCACCAAGCUCAUCCAUGCCCUCCGUUUCCUCCUUUCGCCACUACUACAUGCAAUCGUCUUCGUGCUGUCACCAAUAUGGAUACUCGCCCGCUUUCUGCUUCUUCCCUUCCUACAUCUUGCAAAGCGCCUGUUCCACGUCAUCACGUUACCGCUACAGCUGAAAUGGCUCGAGCGGAUUGAGACAAUCUACAUCUACCUCGGAACUGCCGGCCUCAUAGGGUGCAUGACGGGCGCUAUCCUCUACCUCAUCUUCAGCUUUCUGUCCUCCUCCCUCAGCAUCGACACUGCCUCUCAAGCCAACCCUCCCAAGCGCCGUACUACUGCCGAUUUCAGAGCUGCCCGGCGCCACAAGCAGGAACCGACACUAGAUCCCGCGCCUCCUACUCAACCUGUACUGGACAAGGCUCCCGGACCCCGCAGGCGUGGCCUCUUGUCGCAAACCAUUGUCGACGAGGACGACUCGGAUUUCUGA